Molecule: messenger RNA, 1799 nt
Organism: Ipomoea triloba (trilobed morning glory)
Lineage: Eukaryota; Viridiplantae; Streptophyta; Magnoliopsida; Solanales; Convolvulaceae
Product: flavonol sulfotransferase-like
Exons: 1
Coding region: 124-1065 (313 amino acids)
Biological process (GO): sulfation
Cellular component (GO): cytoplasm
Molecular function (GO): sulfotransferase activity
Source: RefSeq, a predicted model, not a curated record
ACCUUAAACAGUAUAUCUAUCUCUUAUCUUCCCAGUAGUAUAGCCAAAAACCUUUAUAUAUCUUCUCUUCCACAGAAAAGAGGGUCACACCUAAAAAGCAACCUCGGAUUACAAGAAAGCAGAAUGAUGAAAUACCAAGAAAUCAUAGCUAGCCUACCUAAGAAAGAAAUAUGGAACGGAGUGUCGUAUAUUUAUGAGUAUCAAGGCUUUUGGUUCAAUUCCCCUUUUCUUGAAGGAACCAUUUCAGUUCAAGAAAGUUUCCAAGCUCAACCUGGCGAUAUCGUGUUGUGUAGUGCCAUGAAAACCGGCACCACAUGGCUCAAGGCCUUAGCCUUUGCGAUAGUGACGAGGAACCAGUUUGAUGUGCUAUCAUCAGAUAAUAAUAAUAAUCACCCAUUGUUCAACGCCGUUCCUCACGAUUGUAUUCCUUUCUUGGAGGUUGAUCUUGUUGAGAACAAGAAAGAUCCUGAAAUGCCUCUUUUGUCCACACACCUCCCUUUCUCUUCCCUCCCCAAAUGCAUAAUUUCCAAAGACUGCAAAAUGGUUUACAUAUGCAGGGAUCCGAAGGACACGUUUGUGUCGUACUGGCAUUUUUUGCAAAGGGUGCUUCCGGGGAAACAGCUUUCGUUGGAGAAAGAAUUUGAGAUGUUUUGUGAUGGAAGCAGUGUUUAUGGGCCGUACUGGGAUCACGUUUUAGGGUAUUGGAAAGCGAGCAUUGAGCGCCCCGACAGCGUUUUGUUUCUCAAGUACGAGGAUUUGAAGAGGGGCACGCUGUUUUACGUGAGAAAAUUGGGGGAGUUCAUGGGACAACCGUUCACGGCGGAGGAAGAGAGGAGAGGGGCGGCGGAGAGGAUAGUGGAGCUGUGUAGUUUACAGAAGCUGAGCGGGUUGGAAGUGAAUAAGACUGGAAAACACCGCCAGGGUACGGCCUUGAGCAUAAAUAACGAUUCCUUCUUUAGGAGAGGGGUGGUUGGGGAUUGGAAGAAUCUUCUCAUUCCACAGAUGCAACGACGCAUGGAUGAAAUUACAGAGCAAAAACUGCAAGGUUCUGGCUUCAGCUUUUAAUUUGGUAGCUUCCAUGUCUCAUGCUUCACUGCAAUUACCAAUUUUAAUUUCUACUAAUUUUGGUCCCACAACUACUAUUUUAAUGCCAGUUUUCAUCCACAGCUAUUGUUUUAGUGCCAAAAUUCAUUGCGCCAAAUUGUUAAGGGUAUUUUCGUCAUUUUCAACUUAAUAUCUCAAUUUGAGGAUGAAUAAAUGCAUUUAAGUCUAAGAUCGAUCAAAAUUUGUAGUUUUCCUUCUCAUUUUACCUUAAUUUGAGGAGUUUGUAGUUUUCCUUCCCAUUUUACCUUAAUUUGAGGAAGAAAACUGUGAAUUGCGAUCGAUCUUAAGACUUAAAUCUUUUUAUCCAUGCUCAAAUUGGGAUAUUGAGUUGAAAAUAAUUUUAGAUUUCGGCAUGUUUUAAACGGAUAGGUGACCGGCACGAUAAAUUUUGACACUAAAACAGUAGACGUGGGACCAAAAUUGGUACUAAAACAAUAGUCGUUGGAUCAAAAUUAGUAUAAAUUAAACAUGUGGACUAAAAUUGUCAGUUAUUAGCUAAUAAUCGUGGGAGCAAAAUUGGUAUUUGCUCCUUGACUAUAAUAUAUUAAGUGUUUGUGUAAAAACUGCAUUAUGGUUCUUGCUUCAGCUUUUGAUAAAGCUUCCAUGUCAAGCUUGGCCACAAUAUUAUAAUUGUUUGUGUAUGAUGACUAUGGUUGAUUUUCUUGUGGAAUAGUUUAUAUAUUUAUAUGUUUCAA